AGUAUGAGCUCAGCUCAUCAGUGCAAUCGCCUACGUCGGCCGCAACGGUCGGAGUCAGACGACGACGGUGGAGGAAAACACGACCAGAAAGCGAUUAAUGGAUUUAUCACCACUCCGGCUGAUGACUUUGUUGUCCCUGUGUACAUUGGCUGCAUGUUGAUAAUGGAUUAUGUGUUUCACGCCUCACCGAGAAGCCUUUUAACGCCCAGUCAGCAACCCGAGUUCGGUCACUGACGCUGGAGCUGCUCAAGUUGUAAUAAGAUACUCUCAUGCUCCUGGCCAGUGAUCUACCCUUGCAAUGGCAGUCUUCAGCCACCAGGUGCUUUUUGCCGUGACAAGAUCCAGGGGAUCAUAUUUGUUAUCCAAGCGGCACAGCUGCGCUCCGCUAUCUUCCAGAGCCUACCUCCAUAUCGAACCUCCACACAAUAUCUCUUCAACAAACCCACUCAGGCACUCCCGCUAUGGACACCCCCACAGUUACCAAGGCCACAACUUGGGCUCUGUCCCGCUAGCCCGCUCUCUGCACAGUUCAUGCAUUUGGCUCCAAGAAAUAAAACACGACGAGAGCAAAACGCCGUCCCCGGGCCAGAAUUCAGUAUUGGACGAGAAAAAGGACACUGCGUCUGCUGUAGCCCAACCACAAACGGCAUCGACAUCCACCGCUGCUGCCGCCACUGUGCCUGCAGCACAGGAGAGGGCCGUGGUGAAGAAGGCUCUGUAUCUCAGAAUCGUUGAUGAGCUGAAGCAUUACUAUAAUGGCUUCCGGUUGCUUGGCAUUGACACCAAGGUUGCAGGCAGGAUGGUGUGGAGGUUGCUGCACGGACAGAUCCUCACACGCAGAGAAAGGAGGAGGCUGAUGAGGACCUGCGCUGACCUCUUCCGUCUGGUGCCCUUCAUGGUGUUCAUUAUUGUGCCCUUCAUGGAGUUCCUCCUUCCAGUCUUCCUCAAACUCUUCCCAGAGAUGCUUCCCUCCACCUUCGAGACAGAGUCCAAAAAGGAGGAGAAGCAGAAGAAGGGUUUGGCUGCAAAGCUGGAACUUGCCAAGUUUCUCCAGGAGACCAUCGCUGAGAUGGCUCGUAGGAACAAGGCUACGGAGGAUGAGACGCAGCGCUUCUCCACAUAUGUUCAGCAGGUUCGGGUCACUGGCGAGCAGCCCACCACGAAGGACAUAGUCCGCUUUUCCAAGCUGUUUGAGGAUGAGCUGACGCUAGAGCACCUGGAACGCCCUCAGCUGGUGGCUCUGUGCAAACUACUGGAGCUGCAGCCCAUCGGCACCAACAACUUGUUGCGCUUUCAGCUGAUGAUGCAACUCAGGACCAUCAAAUCAGAUGACGAGAUGAUUGCAGCAGAGGGUGUGGCAGCUAUGAGUGUGUCAGAACUGCAGGCAGCUUGUCGCAGCCGUGGAAUGCGAUCUCUAGGACUCACCACAGAUCAGCUACGACUGCAACUGCAGCAGUGGCUGGACCUGCACUUAAACGAGAACGUUCCUCCAUCACUGCUGCUGCUCUCCAGAGCCAUGUACCUGACUGACCUCAAACCCAAGGCCCCAGUCAUCCCGCCUGUACCCAAACUUGAGAAAGCCACAGUGGCGAAAAAUGGGAGCUCAGAUAAUGCUGACAUCCUGGCGGACCCUGCACUCAUCAUCAAAGACACAACGACCGAAGAGAUAAGGAACAAGGCUCCUGUCAUGUCGGACAAACCUCUUACUGCUGCUGAAGUCCUCCAGGCUAAAGCAGCCACUGAGGUAUCCCAGAAGAGCAAAAUGAGUGCCAAUGGUGUCUGAGGAGCAUGAGCAUCUGGACUGAAAAGGAGCAAUUAAUUUAAGCAUCCAUGAGUCCACAGUGUGUGGAGAUGACAGGCAUUCUGAUGUCAGUGGACAAGCAAUCAAUUGUUUACAUCAUUCUAGCUCCUAUUUGAUUUAGAGAGUAAGUCGUCGCUGUGUCUUUUCGCCAUCGGUGUUAAUACUAGAUGAUAUAAAAUGGAAGUUGCCACGUUGUCAUACCAUCAACUCCACAGAUUUCACAUCCAGCCACUCUUCAGUGCUCCGUAUUCCUCCUAUCAUUUUAAGAAAAUCAGCUUGAUUCAUUGAAAUGCUCCCUUUUGUUCCAGACGGCGUCUUCCUUGUGUACAUUUGUAUAUGUAGUGUAUAGUUUAAUUUCUGUGCGUUAUCACAGCAGCAGCUUUGUACAGUUUGCUAUGUAAACUCAUGAAAUUAUCAAGUUCCCUUUGUUAGCAUUUCUGGUGCACCCAGUAACCGUUCCAUUCAACGUGUAACAAAGGCUUGAUCAUCCACUUUUCAAAAACACUUUUGGUUCACCUCCAUCCGGUUUCUCUGCUAAGUCGGACCAUGUCCAGAUCUGGAGCUUCCAUCAUUAUUCCAUGUCAUUUAGUUGACUGGAACAGAACAGUAGCUAGAAAAAUAAGAUUGGUGUGUUUUUAAAGAGAGAGCUAACUCCUUUCACAUGGACAAGACUGAAAGUGCAGUCUUCAUCCUCUGGUUCAAAUGCCGCUUUACACUUCAAAAACAAAACAUUAUAAUACAGUGUAUGUAUUGUGUUUUAUUGCUGUGAUGCUUAGAUUUCAUUAAGCUGAAGAGAAUAUACUUGAUGUUAUCCAUGAAGAAAUUAUAUUUAUGAGAGAAUCUUAAAAGCUACAAACUAAUAUUCAAGGCAUUAUUUUUUUAUGUGCUUUUACAAAGAUAGAAAAGUGUAACAAUAUGACUGAUUCAUUCAGUUACCCUUUGCAUUACUAUCUUAAACAUACUAAGUUGACCACGUAGUAUAUUCUAUGUUGAUGCAGUUUUUUGAUUUGGCAAACCCUACCUGCGUUCAUUUAGAAUGAUCACUACUAGAUUAAAUAUCUCCUGUUAUUUAUCAAUAGCCACCUACCAGCAGUGGAUUCCAUAGAUGAAAUGUUUUUUUGGGAAAUGAAGAUUGAUGUUUUGGUUUUACAAAUGUGCCUAAAGUUAAAAGGCUUUUGGUUUCUUGGUUUUCAUUAUUGUAUCUGUGACUGUAUUCAAAGCGCCAUUUGCACCUUUUUCCUCUUUGUCCCAAGUACAUCCUUUAUGAACUGUUAAGUACAGUGCCUUGCAAACGUAUUCACCCCCUUGGAUAUUUGAUCCUUUUAUUUGCUUUUAUUAAUUUGUCAAUUAAAUUGUCAAUUAAAAAUACAGUAUAUAGGGUACAGUAAAUGACUGCAUAAAUAUUCACCCCCUUCAAGUUACGUAGUAUACAAGCGACCCACAAACACGCACACCUGGGCUUGUACUUAGCCACUCUAGUACAUUUGCCUUUUUGUCUUUUACUGUAGCUUUAGCAGUAUGCUUUGGAUUAUUGUCUUGCUGGGAAAUAAACCUGCUUCCAAGGCGUGGUUCUCUUGCAGGUUGAAACAGAUUAUCGUCCAGGAUUUGCCGAUGUUUCUGCGUUCAUGUUCCCCUCAACCUUGACAAGUCUUCCAGCGUCUGCUUCUGAGAAUCAUUUGCCUGGAACUUAAUUGCCACAGUAAAAAAUGAUGAGGUUCUACCCUGUUUGCAGGCUAGUUCGCCUUCAUUUCACGCAUUUGCUAAAUCAUCUUAUUAAUGCUUAACGUUACCAUGGUAAAUACAACAUCUUGAUUAAAAUCACGAUACCCCCAGCA
Molecule: messenger RNA, 3636 nt
Organism: Dunckerocampus dactyliophorus (ringed pipefish)
Lineage: Eukaryota; Metazoa; Chordata; Actinopteri; Syngnathiformes; Syngnathidae
Gene: letm2
Product: leucine zipper-EF-hand containing transmembrane protein 2
Exons: 11
Coding region: 299-1783 (494 amino acids)
Biological process (GO): intracellular monoatomic cation homeostasis
Cellular component (GO): mitochondrial inner membrane
Molecular function (GO): ribosome binding
Source: RefSeq, a predicted model, not a curated record